AAGUUCGCGGGCACGGAGUACGCGCGAUCCAUUCUUCAUAAGACAGAAAGAACAUUGCACUAAUCGCAGACGAUCGAAGAAUAUAAUAUUGUGAAAUAUCGACAGUUUACAGCCAUGGAAGAAAGAAUAACAAAAUCCGAAGUUGCAUCCUUUUAUUCAGACAAGAUCAUUUUUAUCACCGGCGCUUCCGGUUUCAUGGGUAAAGUUCUCUUAGAGAAAUUGCUGUAUAGCUGCUCCGAUCUGGACAAAAUAUACAUUCUCAUUAGAAGCAAGAAGGGCCGCAGUGUCGAAACUCGACUCGAAGAAAUGUUCAAGUUACCUCUGUUUCAAAGAAUGCAGAACGAAAAAUCUCAUCUUUUAAAGAAAGUGAUACCGCUGAAUGGCGAUGUAUGUCUGCCCAAUUUAGGCCUUACCAAUCGACACCGCGAGCUUCUAAUAAAUGAGGUACACAUCGUAUUCCAUUUCGCUGCGACACUUCGAUUGGAGGCGAAAUUGAAGGAUGCCAUCGAGAUGAACACGACAGGUACAAAAAAAUUACUGGACUUGGCAAAAGAAAUGAAGCAUCUAAUAUCCUUUGUGCAUUUAAGCACGGCCUUCUGUCACGUCGACCAAGAGGAACUCGGUGAACGUUCUUAUGAUUCUCCCGAUGAUCCUGAGGAUAUCAUGAGACUUGUUCAGUGGUUAGACAGCGAGGGUAUCGAUCUUCUUACGCCCAAAUUAAUUCAUCCACAUCCAAAUACUUACACGUAUUCGAAACGUUUGGCUGAAACGUUGGUGACCAAUGAAUAUCCCAAUUUACCUUGUUGUAUCGCUAGACCAUCAAUUGUAAUACCAACUUAUGUGGAUCCGAUGCCAGGAUGGGUUGACAACCUAAAUGGACCAACAGGAUUGCUCAUCGGUGCAGGCAAAGGUGUCAUCAGAUCAAUGCAUUGCAAUGGCGAUUAUCAUGCCGAAGUUGUACCGGUCGAUCUUGCGAUUAACGCUGUAAUUACAAUUGCACACAAAAUUGGUACCGAGCAACAAAAACCCAAAACUAUACCCGUACUUAAUAUAACACAGAGUAAUAUAAGACCGAUUACAUGGGCAGAAAUACUAGAGAGAGGCAGAAAAUGUCUUCAUGAAUAUCCUUUCGAUGGACAAGUUUGGUAUCCGGAUGGUGAUAUACGUAGCAGUAAAUUUGUGCAUAAUCUCUUUGUCUUCUUCUUUCACAUUAUUCCUGCGUACUUGAUCGAUUUUCUGAUGUUAAUAUUUCGACAAAAAAGAUUUAUGGUUAGAAUUCAGAAACGAAUCUCAGACGGACUUGAAGUAUUACAAUAUUUCACCACGAGAGAAUGGGUAUUUUAUAAUGAUAAACUAAUUAAAAUAUAUAACGAUCUAUCAUCAGUAGACAAGGAGGUGUUUAGAACUGUAAUUUACGAUAUCGAUAUAAACGAGUAUCUUAAAAAUAUUAUUCUUGGCGCGCGGCAAUAUUGUAUGAAAGAGGAUUUGUCUACUCUUCCGAAAGCCCGUCGGCACCAAAAAAUAAUGUACUUUGUCCACGUCACAACGGUGUAUUUAUUCUAUUUUUGCAUGUUAUAUUUUAUUUAUAACAACGUUGGGAUAGUAAAGAUAUGCCUGGAUUAUGUCACCGACAUUAUAAAAUCGGUACCGGUCAUAGGCGGCUUACUGAGCAAAAUGCAUCUCUAAAGGCGUUUAUAUACUCUCUAUGUUUAUUAGAUUACACUCACAUGGAAUGACACGAGCAGAUGAGGAAUCAGUAGUUCCUCUGACGAUGAUAUAUUGCGUGAUAUCUCAACUCACUUGUAAUUUGAGAUAUAAAUUAUAAAAGGAAAAGGAAUUUCAUCGUAAACGUCAAUGUAUAAAUGGAAAUAUUAUUGAUAUCUAUAUGUAAAUUUAAUAUAUAGAUAUUAGAUUCGCUGGUGUUUGUCA
Messenger RNA from Cyphomyrmex costatus, 1929 nucleotides. RefSeq names its product putative fatty acyl-CoA reductase CG5065. Gene Ontology annotation, molecular function: alcohol-forming very long-chain fatty acyl-CoA reductase (NADP+) activity. Gene Ontology annotation, cellular component: peroxisome. The record is from RefSeq and is a predicted model, not a curated record. The transcript has 9 exons. Lineage: Eukaryota; Metazoa; Arthropoda; Insecta; Hymenoptera; Formicidae. Gene Ontology annotation, biological process: long-chain fatty-acyl-CoA metabolic process. Bases 115 to 1686 code for a protein of 523 amino acids.